This is a messenger RNA of Polypterus senegalus (gray bichir), 2427 nucleotides long. RefSeq names its product cystinosin, lysosomal cystine transporter (gene ctns). Gene Ontology annotation, molecular function: L-cystine transmembrane transporter activity. Gene Ontology annotation, biological process: L-cystine transport. The transcript is spliced from 11 exons. Gene Ontology annotation, cellular component: lysosomal membrane. The coding region runs from base 140 to 1249 and encodes 369 amino acids. The record is from RefSeq and is a predicted model, not a curated record. NCBI's taxonomy places the organism in Eukaryota, Metazoa, Chordata, Cladistia, Polypteriformes, Polypteridae.
GUGAAUGCCUUCAGUCACUAACCAGGAAGCAGGUUAAAAAGUGGAAGUAUAUUGUAAAACUGCAAGCACAUAAUCAUUUGCUGAAGGAGGCAUGUUUCCACUUUGUUUUUAGCAGUUACAAACUGGUGUUUUCAGGAAGAUGACACCGUGCCAGAUGUUGACACUUUUCAGCUUCUUCUGCGCAUUAUUUGCUGUUGAAGAAGCAAGUGUCACUCUUUUGGCUCCUGCUGUUACAACCUUACAAAAUGGUAGUUCACAUAAUAUAACUAUCCAGCCAAGUGUACCAGUCAGUGUGACAACAGUGAUCACAUUAAAUGUCACCUUUUCUUCAAAGACCACCAGCAUUGUGAUACUGCCUGCUCAGGUGACACUGCUACCCAAAGCAGUUUCUGUUGACUUUGAAGUUUUGGCUGUAGAUAUUGGUCAAGUCACUACAUAUCUUGACUGCAAUAACACCAAUGUGUCCAGCCCUAGUGCCAGGCUUCGAUUUAUGGUGGUGCACAGUUCAGUCCUUUCUAUUAUUAAUCAAGUAAUUGGCUGGAUUUACUUUGUGGCCUGGUCAGUUUCAUUCUACCCUCAAGUGUAUGAAAACUGGAAAAGAAAAAGUGUGGUUGGCUUGAAUUUGGACUAUGUGGCCUUAAACCUUACUGGCUUUAUUGCUUACAGUGUCUUUAAUGUUGGUCUUUUCUGGGUUGACUAUAUUAAGGAGGAAUUUCUGAAAAAGUAUCCCAAUGGUGUGAAUCCUGUGGCAGCCAAUGACGUUUUCUUCAGCCUUCAUGCAGUUACCUUGGUUUUGGUUAUCGUCCUUCAAGCGAGUAUCUAUGAGAGAGAUAAUCAGAAGGUGUCCAAGAUAGCCAUUGGACUGCUGGUGAUUGCAUGGGCCUUUGCCUUCUUCUCCAUGUUUGUGGCCAUUGCUGGGACCAUCACAUGGUUGGAUUACCUGUAUUACUUCUCCUACAUUAAACUGGGGGUCACGCUGGUAAAGUACAUUCCUCAGGCCUACAUGAACUAUAGAAGAAAAAGUACGAUGGGCUGGAGCAUCGGCAACGUCCUGCUGGAUUUCACGGGGGGCCUAUUCAGCCUUUUGCAGAUGUUUCUACAGUCUUAUAACAAUGAUGAGUGGACGCUGAUUUUUGGAGACCCAACAAAGUUUGGCUUAGGUGUCUUCAGCAUUAUUUUUGACGUCGUCUUUAUUGUUCAGCACUACUGCCUCUAUAAGGAGGCGCACUUAGAAUACCGAAAUAUUUAAUAGUCGACGGGAGAGCACAGAGUUCAAAGUAAGCUCUCACUGAAGAUCUAGUCAGCUGUACUACAAUGGCGUAUUGUCAUCCUCUCUGUGCCUUCAGCUAAGUUAAACAAGCAGGUAUUCUUUGGUUUGUUAAUGUACUGUGCAUCUAACAGAUGAUUUAUACAGCAGAGCUGCCACAUUUUGUAAUGCCUCUAUUUAGUAAUGACAACUAUUUUUGUAAAUUACUUGUACAGUCCCUUGUUUAAAAUAUUGUCCUCUUGCUGACUUUUUUAAAGUUAAUAUAAGUAAGUUAAAAAAUGAAGUAAAUACAAUGCAUAUGAAACAACAGAAAUACAGAACUUAAAAGUACAUUGUUGUUCGCUAGCACACAAUCAUAAAGGUUUUGCCUCUAUGAGGCUUAAACAGGAUUAUAAAAUGCAAUUGGAGGUCAGGCGUUUCCAUACACUUCUUAAAGCUCACCUUAUAACCCUCCAAAGAUUUUAUACUAAUAAACUAUGGCACAAUUCUGGAGGUCUGCUUGGGGUCCUCGUCCAUUUGGAAUUCUCAUUUGUCACUGAGCUGCAACUUCCUUGCCGAGCUCUUGAGAUCUUGCUGCAGUAUAUCUCCCAUCAUUUUCCUUCCUCAUGAUGCCCUCUAUUAUAUGAAGUGCUCCCAUCCCUCCUGCAGCAAAGCACCCCCACAACACGAUGCUCCCAUCCCCAUGCUUGACAAUUGAGAUGGUGUUCUUCAGUUUGUAAACCUCACCCUUUUUCCUUCAAACAUAACCAUAAUCAUUAUGGCCAAACAGUUAGAUCUUGGAUUCAUCAGACCAGAAGACAUUUCUCCAGAAGGUAAGAUCUUUGGCCCCAUGUGCCAUUGCAAUCUGCAUCUGUUUUUUUUUUUUAUGGAUGCUUUGGAGCAGUGGCUUCCUCCUUGCUGAGCAGCCUUUCAGGUUAUGUCGAUAUCAGACUCAUUUUACUGUGGAUAUCGAGACUUGUCUACCUGUGUCCUCCAGCAUCUUCACAGGGUCCUUUGCUGUUGUUCUGGUAUUGAUUUGCACUUUUUGAGCCAAAGUCCGUUCUUGUCUAGGAGACAGAGUGUGUCACCUUCCUGAGUGCUAUGAUACCUGUGUGGUCCCAUUGUGUUUAUACUUUUAUAUUACGGUGGGAUGCAAAAGUUUGGGCAACCUUGUUAAUAGU